Molecule: messenger RNA, 339 nt
Organism: Protopolystoma xenopodis
Lineage: Eukaryota; Metazoa; Platyhelminthes; Monogenea; Polystomatidea; Polystomatidae
Source: the annotation of a GenBank genome assembly
AUGUUCAAGGGCUAUGCCGGACAAAUCGGAGCCAGAGGCGAACUCGGUCCAGAUGCCAUUUUGAUACAUGUAAAAGGUGAUCCUGGAGAGCCGGGCAUGAAGGGUGAGAGUGGUAUCCCAUGCUUGACGGAGAGGAAUUUUACGCAUAGCGAAUUGGCGCGCAUGCAACAAGGAAAACAAGGACAGCAAGGCAUUGAGGGAGAUCCUGGCGAAAGAGGUAGGAAAGGUGAUGAAGGAGAAAUGGGAGAAUUUGGCAAGCCUGGUUUAAAAGGUGAAAAGGGUUUUCAAGGAAAUCCUGGUCCAGAUCGAAUUACGACACAUGUUCAAUCUCCAUAUUGA